Messenger RNA from Quercus lobata, 819 nucleotides. Its product is annotated as late embryogenesis abundant protein At1g64065-like. The record is from RefSeq and is a predicted model, not a curated record. NCBI's taxonomy places the organism in Eukaryota, Viridiplantae, Streptophyta, Magnoliopsida, Fagales, Fagaceae. The coding region runs from base 118 to 747 and encodes 209 amino acids. The transcript has a single exon.
AUUUGAUAUUCACACACUAAAAGCCAACCCAUUUUAAGCUCUUCACUAAAAUCCUUCUCAAAAAAAUAGAAACCCUACAACCGCAAGUUCCUCAACCAUUUUUGUCUUGAAAAAAAAAUGUCGACAGACGAAAUUCCAUUUGCAUCUAGCAAAUUACAUCCGAGAAGUGACGAAGAGAUUGCCAUGUUCAAAGCACUAAAGAAGGAAAGAAGUGGUAAAUGUUUUGUUUAUGUUUUUGCAGGUAUUGUUAUCCAAUGCAUCAUCAUAUUAGUCCUUGCCGUAAUCGUGUUGCGUGUUAAAGUUCCUGAUGUUAAUUUGAGUUUGGUCACGGUGAAAAAUCUGAAGUAUAAUGGCACUGCAUCAUCAACUUCGUUUAGUGCCACCUUUGUUGCUGAGGUGACUAUUAAGAAUAAAAAUUUUGGUGGGUUCGAAUUCAAGAAUAGCACCUUGAGUGUGCUAUAUAGAGGCAUGGUUAUUGGUGAAAGAAAAAUAGGACAUGGGAGUGUCAAAGCUAGGGAGGGACAAGCGAUGAAUGUUACAGUGGAACUGAGGUCUAAUAGGUUACCGGAUUUAAACAAUCUUAGCAGUGAUAUUAAUUCAGGGAUGUUGAAGCUGAGUAGCUCUGCCAAGUUGAGUGGUACAGUGCACUUGGUGAAGAUUAUAAAGAAGAGGAGGAACACAGAAUUGAACUGCAUAAUGACACUAAAUUUGACAAGCCGUGCAGUCCAGGAUCUUCAAUGCCAAUAAUAUGAUUGUUUUGUGGGUUUUUUUUUUGUUUUUGUUUUGUUUUUUUCCAUUUUUUUUUUUAUGUAUAUAUUG